This is a messenger RNA of Verticillium nonalfalfae, 2016 nucleotides long. RefSeq lists its product as uncharacterized. NCBI's taxonomy places the organism in Eukaryota, Fungi, Ascomycota, Sordariomycetes, Glomerellales, Plectosphaerellaceae. The coding region runs from base 1 to 2016 and encodes 671 amino acids. The record is from RefSeq and is a predicted model, not a curated record. The transcript has a single exon.
AUGAGCGACGAUGGCUUUGCCGAAAACGCACCCCUCCUGAGCAGCAUGGAACGACAAGAAGCCACCGAGAGACCUGCUGCCGAGCGAGGCGAUGCCACUGCGACGGCGGCCGACCAUCCCGACGCCCCGAUCCCCGAUUCCACCACCACCGCCCAACAGCGACGCGAGCUCGAGGUGGAGGACGACUCAUCGACUUCCACCCCGAGGUUCUUGCAGGAUGACCGCAAUGGAAAGAGAUGGAAGUGGGUGCCGUACCCCGUAUACCGCUUGUGGAAAGCCACAGCGACUUGGGCACAGGGUCCCCAGAACCCGCGCGAUUGGAAGAUCAAGCCCGUCUUCCCGCGCAUCCAGGAGUUCCCUCUCCUGCUCGUGGAGAAGUAUCUGCCGAAGCGGAAACAACGCCUUGCUGUCGUUUUUUUCUACGUAGCCAUUUGGGCUGUCACCUUUGCGCUUGUCAAGCGAGCCGAGACGCUCGCCACCGAGAUCGAGGGCUGGGGCACGCCUUCGGAGAUUGGGUGCGGCGCCACGUACUGGGGCGCCGGAAACCGAUGCGGCAUCAAUGGUGUCGACUGUCGUCCGUUCAAUGGCAGUGGUUUCCCCUUCAGGUGCUCGGCAAACUGCCGGUCCGUUCAUGUCCUCAACCCCCGCGCUGUUGGCGAUCAGGAAAUCGUCUACCAGCCCUUCGUCAUCGGCGGCCCAAACGGCACGAACGAUGCUUUCUACCGCGGCGAUUCAUUCAUUUGCGAGGCUGCUAUCCACGCGGGCGUCAUUUCGAACGAGAGAGGAGGAUGUGGUGUUGUGAAGGUGGUCGGCAGACGGCAGGACUACAUCAGCUCGAGCCACCAUGGCAUCAAGAGCGUUGGCUUUGAUUCCUAUUUCCCACUGUCCUUUGUCUUUGAGCAGGACAUUGAGUGCAAGUCUCGCGACAUGCGAUGGGACUUGCUGGCCGUCUCAGUCGUCUAUACGUCUGUGAUGUCGCUAUUCACCGCUUCCUCGGCUCUCUUCUUCUUCGCCAACUUCGUUGGCAUCUUCUGGCACGUUGGCAUUGCAUCGGAUCCCCCAGGACACUCCAGCAUAGCUGGGCUCGUCUCGAACAUCCUCGGAAAGUUCCUGCCCGCCAUGUUCUGUGCCUACGUCAUGUACGACAAGAUGGGAGGCCGCCGUUUGCUCCGCGGGCUCACUGCGCAGGUCGAAAAGACGGUGCUCUGGCUCGGCGCCUGCUGGGUGGGCGCCUUGACUAAUUACACGCUCGACUUCAUUCCCAUUUCAAGAUUGACGGGUCAUGACCUGCAGCAGCAACCGGGCGCAAAGGCCGCGCUCGCCAUCAUCGUCAUUGUCUUAUUCGUUAUCGUUGUCAAGCAGAUCUGGUUCUUUAGGCAGGAAGGUCGGUUGCUGAAGUACCUAAAGCUGUACGCGCUCUUCGUCGGUGGCAUCGUCAUUUGCCUGCUGCUCCCGGGCCUCAACUUGCGCAUCCAUCACUACAUUCUAGCCCUGCUGCUGUUGCCAGGCACGAGCAUGCAGACGCGACCCAGCCUCUUGUAUCAAGGUCUUCUCGUUGGUCUCUUUAUCAACGGCAUCGCGCGCUGGGGCUUUGACCCUCUGCUGCAGACGGGCGCCUCUCUGCAAGGCGAUGCCCAACAUGGUUCGCCCCUCCCCGUCAUCAGGGCCCCUGAAAUCAACCUUGGCGAAGCCCUGUGGACGGCCAACUUCACCUGGGCGACGCCUCCUGCCCCUCGUUUUGACGGCAUUAGCGUACUCGUCAACGAUGUGGAGAGGUUCCGGACAUAUUUUGACGAUGGCGAAGGCUCCGAGACGAGUUUCUUGUGGGAACGGAAACCAGAGCUGCGUCACAAUGAGUAUUUCCGCUUCGCAUACAUGGAGGGCACGCAGACGUGGGACUAUACCAAGGCGGGCAAGUGGAACACUGAGGGCGAAUGGACUGAGAUGAAGGCUGGGCCAAGCAAGGUCCGGGCGCGACAGCUUGAAGAGAGUGAAGUGAUUAAGCACAAGCGGUAA